AAGGAUCGAAUUAAUUAAUCUAAUGUCUGACUACUGUCAGCAAAAUGAUGUAUGAUGUGGUAAUGUCGCAAGAAUCACUCAUACUAAUGACUUCAACGCUAUUAGGGAAUGAAGCGAUGUUUCUGUUGUUAUCAUAAUUGAUGGAGCAUUCGUUCUUCGGCCUGAGUGGUAUAGGUGGUCCGUGUCGCCAUGGCGUCACCAACAACACUCUUCAAUAAUUUAGUUAAAAAAGAAGAAAAUUGCUACAUCGAUGCUGUAUCGAAGGCCUACCUUUGGAUGGAAGUGGUGUUAGGCCUCAACAGGCUGGUCUUUUCCCUUAAAAUAAAACCGAUUUUUAUUUUAUUGGCAUCUGCGUACAGUAUUUUUUGCUGUGCUAUUGUAUUUUACGACGCAUUCUUUUUUUACCCUUUGUUCAUGGACCGUCUUGACAUAGGGUUAGAUUCCGUGCACUAUCUAUUGGGUGUCAUAUUGAGUUCAAUAGUUUGGAAGCGAUUACAGCAUUAUUAUCUGAGGUUACAGGAUUUUGACACGACGAUCGGUUGCAGACCAAAAAUAUCAUCGUCAUCGGUGAAAAACUUAAUUUUGAUGUGUAUUGCGGUAUCUCUCACGAUUCUCGUUGUACCGUAUGAAUGGUACACGUUCGACCAACUUGUCGGUUCACUGAUGCUGUUGCCGGUGCAUCUUCUAUUUCUAAUUGAUAUUCAUUUCUACGGACAUCUGCUGAGCCUGCUUGUUCCGAGACUCCGACUGAUCAAUUAUUAUAUGAAAAUGUCAUUGAGCCACCACAGUAAAGUGGUAGUUCCAAAAAUUGUCGAAUUGACAUUCAAGAGUGUUAUUUUGGAAUCUCAAAAUUGUCAAAUGAAGAAACUGAUGGACCUUUACUGUAUGAUAAUCAACGCGUACGACAUACUCAUUGAUGCUAUCAAGUGGCAGUUUGUAAUGGUGCUAACUGCGUUGUUUAUCUCCAUUCUUACUUUUUCAUACAAAACCGCUUUGAUGAAACCUUUCUACAACGUCGCGAUAGAGUCAUCAUUCCACUGUAUACGGCUGUUUCCGCUGUUCGCUCCGUGCAUCUUCGCCGACCAGAUCCAGGAGGAGGUGCGCCGCUUGAGAGAGCUGCUGGCUUCUAGGCUCUACGAGAACAAACUAAACAAGCCGGGUCGUAGCGUGGCGCGGGCGCUGCUGUCUCUGACGGAGGCGCGCGACUUGUCCUUCUCGCUGCUGCAAAUCUUCGACAUCGACAUUUCUCUCCCAUUCAAAUUCAUGGGGCUGCUCUUGACUUACCUUAUCAUACUGUUGCAGUUCGAAAAAGUUAUCAACCCUUAA
This is a messenger RNA of Cydia amplana, 1326 nucleotides long. RefSeq lists its product as uncharacterized. Gene Ontology annotation, biological process: sensory perception of taste. Gene Ontology annotation, cellular component: membrane. Lineage: Eukaryota; Metazoa; Arthropoda; Insecta; Lepidoptera; Tortricidae. The record is from RefSeq and is a predicted model, not a curated record. The coding region runs from base 190 to 1326 and encodes 378 amino acids. The transcript has 4 exons.